This is a messenger RNA of Lemur catta (Ring-tailed lemur), 547 nucleotides long. It is a transcript of the gene TMEM217B, whose product is annotated as transmembrane protein 217. The record is from RefSeq and is a predicted model, not a curated record. NCBI's taxonomy places the organism in Eukaryota, Metazoa, Chordata, Mammalia, Primates, Lemuridae. The coding region runs from base 26 to 547 and encodes 173 amino acids. The transcript has a single exon.
GGUUCUCUGGUAAAACAAGUAUAAUAUGAAUCCCAGGAAGUUGUCCCUCAUGGUGGGCAUCUUUUCUGUCCUCAAUACCAUCCAGUUCCUCAUCUUUGACCUGAGCCAGUUGACACAGCUUGGCUAUGAGGACAAUUUCAGCAUCUACCAGCACGCACAGUCUGGACCAGUCUCUUGGAUCACAACCUUCAGCUAUAACAUCAGCAUUGGCCUGUCCCUCAUCACCAUCCUGGUCAGCUGCUUCCUCCUCUACUCUGUCCACAGGAGCAUCUAUGUGGGGCUGCUCAUCUACACCUUGUGGAUCGCCACCUACGAGCUCACCAGCUUCUCCAUUGUCCUGCUCAUCAACAGGACCAUCAAGAAGCAGUUCAAGGAGCUGAGCUCCUUGUACCUGACCUUGCAAAUCUCACGCACGCUCCUGCACUUUUUCUGUCUGCCCUUCGUUGUCAAGCACGCAUACACCCUUUACAAGGUCCCCCGGACUGUGGGCAAGGUGCACCAGCGCAGGGUCUCCUCUCUCAGCACACAGGACCACAGGCUAAACUGA